UUUCACUACUUCUGUGUGUUUUUAUUUAUCAUUUGAUCUUUUCUAAAACAAUAAUGAGAAACAUUUUUUUCAAAUCUUAACAUUUAUUGUCCUUAAGCCAUUAACUAAGUACAUUUUAUUCUUUAUUUUUUUUUUAUAGAAGAACUGGAAUGCAGGAUGGGCCAGAUAGGAGAGGUCUGCUGUGCCAAAUGUGGGUCAGCUUCCUGGCCAGGGAUCAAACCCAGGCCAUAGUGGUGACAGCCCUGAGACUCAAGCCCUAGGCCACCAAGGAGUCCCUGAGAAACAUUUUGUAAUGAUUUAUAAUUUGUUUAAUGCUUUCUAUAUGAAAUUAUGUAAAUUGUCCAAGGAGAACGGUUCGGGGAACCACUGUGUGUGAUGAGACAUUGAGGUAUGGUGUUUGAUGAUGCUCAAAGCUUAGAGGAGUUGCAGGAGGUGCCAGAGCCAGAAGUGGGUCAUCUCUUGCCUCUGAUCUUUGGGGACAGUGUCCUCAGUGUCCAGAGAAACUAGGCCAGCUGGGUGGGGUUCUGUCUUAAGCUGGAGACAGGCAGGCCAGAUGUGGGGUUGAGGUGAUGGGGGAAGACGCAGGCAGGCAGAGGCUUGGGUGUCUGGCAGAACUGUUCACUGAGGCAGGAUAUCUUGUUGGGAAGAAAUGAUCAGGGAAGACUGGCUGAGUUGAGGUACUUUUCCUUCUACAUGAGAGGGUUAGAUGUGCGCUGAAACUCGGGAGAAGCCUGGGCUGAAGAGAGAGGUUGGUGGUUGCUGGUUUAUCUGAGAGAUUAAGCAAGGGUGGGGAUGAAGUACCCUACAUUUCCCCUUAUCUGUUGCUGUGCAACAAACCAGACCAAAAUGCAGGGACUUGUUUCAAGUCCGAUCCCCAAUCUGCGUUUAGGCAGGGCUCUGAGAACGUUGCCUGCUCAUGUGGCCUUGGUGGGGCCAGCCCCUGGGCCUCUGCCCAGCUCCCUCACCUAACAGUGGGUGGAACAUGCACGCGGCCUCUCUGUGUCUCGUGUUGCUGGCUGGCUGGGUUUCAAGCAGGAACAUCUCAGGAGAUAGGAAGUGGACGCUGCUGGUUUCUCAAGACCUGGGUCCAGAGCCAGAUGAGUACUGAAUGAGUGUGCAACCAGUGGUGUGAGGAGAGGCGGUGAGGGGUUAUCUGAGUGUGAGGAGUCUGGAGUUGUGAGGAGGGGGCAGUAGGAGCGAGGCUGCAGUGGCCUGUGGAGCCCAGGCUAGGACGUGGACUUGAGCAGGGGACAGGCUACCCUGACAGAAGGCACUGGCUGAGGCACAGAGAGGGUAGUGGUGCCAAGACAGGCACAGAAGCAAGUGUGUAUCUCACCUCAGCUUGUCUUCAGGCCUUGAUCCCUGCUCCCACCUGCCCCUGAGACCUGGACAUUCUGUCCCUGGAGUCUGUGAGAUGCAGGGGACACAACCAACAAUGCAGUCCCUGGAGCCCGAGGUGCCACCCAGCUCCUUCCCUGACUCUGUGUCGGUGGUCGCCUGGACAUCUGAGCUGGUCUAACCUUGUAACAGACGAGGGCGGGGCCCUGUGGAGGCAGUUCCCAGUCUUCUGGGCCGACAAGAGAGAACAGGACUCAUUUUUCCUGUGAACAGAGUUUUUUCCCAUGGCCAUGAGCCCCCAGACCCUGAAAUCAAGCUGACCAAAGGGUGUGGCUUCUGUGCUGGGAACCUGCAGGCCUCUCCACCUAGAGGCAAAACCCCCUUGUGUGCUGUAGACCUGGCUGGAGGAGGUCCUUCUGGCUGGCAUCCCUCGGAACCCUUCUCUGCCAAGACAAGAGGCAGCCCUGGAUGCUUCCAGAGGUUGGCAGAGCUCUGCGGGGUGCUCGUCAAGGCUAGGCCUCACGUGGCUCCCCAGUGCAGCCCGAGCCAGUGUGGGCUGAACUGUUGGACACUGUCAAGGUCAUGCUGAGGGACAGUGAAUCUCCUUGUGGCAGGCCAGCGGAGGGAGGUCCCCACUGACACAGCAGCUACUGUCUGACGAGAAGCUGAUUUGCAGGGAGUGGACGGCAGGAGCUGCCUCAAGUGAGGAUCGGAGUCACCUUGACCUUUCCUCCUCACUAGCUUGCUUGGCCACGAGGCAGUCGGGGGGCCCUCCGUAGACGCAGGGUACCUGCAAUGCCACCUGUGUGAACGACUCUGGAAAAGUACGUGGUGUGGACAGGGACGAGAGGUGCCGGCUCCAACGUCUUGCUCCUGGAAUGCCGUCCACAGCCUGACCAUGGUGGUCACCCAGUUGAAUCUGGAGUUUCGCUUUCAGGGCAAGAAGCUGCGAGGCUUCCGCUGUGAGUUCACCCGGUUCCCCCAUGGGGUCUUCCCUGAGACUGCCUUCUCCAUCAUGUGCCAGAUUGUGGUGCCCAUCCUGCUCUCCGGCUUGGGCAUGAUGACCGCCGGCCUGGUGAUGAACACCGUCCAACACUGGCCCGUGUUUACAGAGGUUCAGGACCUUUUGACGUUGGUGCCAUCCCUGGUGGGCCUGAAGGGGAAUCUGGAGAUGACGCUGGCCUCGCGGCUCUCCACGGCUGCCAACACUGGACAAAUUGAUGACCCCCGAGAGCAGCAGAGAGUCAUCAUUAGCAACCUCGCCCUCAUUCAGGUGCAGGCCACCGUCGUGGGGCUCCUGGCUGCUGUGGCCGCGCUCUUGCUGGGUGCUGUGUCCAGGGAGGAGGUAGACUUCUCAAAGGCGGAGCUGCUGUGUGCCAGCAGCGUCUUCACCGCCUUCCUGGCUGCCUUCGCCUUAGGAUUGCUGAUGGUCUGUAUAGUGAUUGGCGCUCGGAAGCUUGGGGUCAACCCAGACAACAUCGCCACACCUAUUGCAGCCAGCCUGGGGGACCUCGUCACGUUGUCCAUCCUGGCCCUGGUUAGCAGCUUCUUCUAUAGAUACAAAGACAGUCGGUAUCUGAUGCUGCUGGUCUGCCUCUGCUUCAUGGCCCUGAUCCCUGUGUGGGUCCUCAUCGCCAGGCAGAACCCACCCAUCGUGAAGAUCCUCAAGUUCGGCUGGUUGCCAAUCAUCCUGGCGAUGGUCAUCAGCAGCCUCGGAGGGCUCAUCUUGAACAAAACCGUUUCUAAACAGCAGUUCAGAGGCAUGGCCAUAUUCACCCCCAUCAUAUGUGGUGUUGGUGGCAAUCUGGUGGCCAUUCAGACCAGCCGGAUCUCCACCUACCUGCACAUGUGGAGCACACCUGGCGUACUGCCCCUCUGGAUGAAAAAAUUUUGGCCUAAUCCAUGCUCUACUUUCUGCACCUCAGAUAUCAAUUCCACAUCAGCCCGAGUCCUGCUCUGCCUGGUGGUUCCAGGCCAUCUGAUUUUCUUCUACAUCAUCUACCUGGUGGAGGGUCAUUCCAUCACAGACAGCAGGCUCUUCCUGGUGCUCUAUCUGCUGGCCAGCCUGAUCCAGGUGACGGUCCUGCUGUACCUUGCAGAUGUGAUGGUUCGGAUGACAUGGCACCAGGCAUUGGAUCCUGACAACCACUGUAUCCCCUACCUCACAGGUCUGGGGGACCUCCUUGGGACUGGCCUUCUGGCCCUCUGCUUCCUUAUCAGCUGGCUGUUGAGGAGCCAACCUGGCCUGGGCAGCAUUUCCGAACUGGCAUCAGGGCCUCCCUAAUGAGUGGGACAGCCCCAGCGGGUCUAUAGAAUUUUCCCUCACAUCAGCAGGGCACAAAGCGCAGUUUCUCCCUGGCCAGGCCUCACAGUGGCUGACAUCAAGCCUCUGCGCCGGCCUUCACUCGCCUGCCAGAGACAUGCGCGCCCUCGCCCCUGCAUGGAACCUGACCGUGAUGGAGGCCUGACACCAGCACGCCGACUGUGCUUGGUGACUACGCCUGCGGUGGUUGUGGGGUGAGCGCACAUACGUGGAGAGCAGGGAUCCAGCCUGAAGAUCCCAAAGGAAGAGGAUAUCCGAUGCCUCGGGAUGCUGGGAAGGAGAUCCUUUCUGUGGCCGUCAGACCUUGGGCCUCUCGGCCUCGUUUUACCCGCCUUCUUCACCAGCUGGGAGCUCGGGGCAGGAGGGGCUCUGUGUACCCCUCAUCUGCUUCAAGCACCUAAGCUUGUCACUGCUAACCCCACUUUUUUUUUUUAGCAAAAACCUCAGUUUAGAUUUUAGUGAUAAGAGAAAUGUAAAAUAAAACCCAGACUAUAUUGUAUUUGGCCUUUUGUGUCUUUAAAUGUAGU
Molecule: messenger RNA, 4188 nt
Organism: Talpa occidentalis (Iberian mole)
Lineage: Eukaryota; Metazoa; Chordata; Mammalia; Eulipotyphla; Talpidae
Gene: SLC41A3
Product: solute carrier family 41 member 3
Exons: 10
Coding region: 2237-3622 (461 amino acids)
Biological process (GO): monoatomic cation transport
Cellular component (GO): plasma membrane
Molecular function (GO): monoatomic cation transmembrane transporter activity
Source: RefSeq, a predicted model, not a curated record